CCGCCUGCAUUGGGCUUUGCAGUGUUGUUAACUAAAAAACCCGAGGCAAAGGGGGCUAGGCGGCAUACUCUUCAUAUUUACAGUCCAUGGGUAUAUUGCAAUAAAUCCGGGGGCUUCUGUAAUCAGCUGCUGCGUCGUAAGACGUGAAACACCGAUCCCUGUACAUGGGUGACAAACUGACAGAAAUGUCGGAGACUUCAAGUGAUACAGAGUCGUCCUGUGGCUGGACCAUUGUUAGUAAUGAGGGUUCGGAUAUUGAGACGCUGGGCUCAGAGGCUGUGGUGGAGUAUGGAGCGGAGUUGUUAGAGUGCCCUCAAGUGGCCAAAGCAGAGCUGCAGGAACCGGCAUCGGCAUCUGCUGGUGUGUGUGCUGAGGAGGAAGCUGCUGACUCACUUGAUGACACUCUGGGAGAAAAAACUAUUGAUGAGACACUCUAUGCCUCUGAGGCCGGGAGCAACACCACAGGGAAAGAGCAUGUGACUGUGCUGUCCUCCAGCGAUCACUCGGACAUCGUGACUCUGCGAGACUUGAAGGAGGAUGAGCACGCUGAGGUGGAAGAAGAGGCAGAAGCAAACAAAGAGUUCUAUAUGGGCACCUCCUGCAGCAGCCAGUAUGCCUUCACCGCUGCUGAAACUGCAGGUUUGAUGUUGAGUCACUGGAAACUUCCACAGAGGCUUUUGAACCUCGGCUACAGUCUGAGAAGUCAGUUCACUGGAGGCCGCUCUAUUCCAGUUUUCCCAGUGCAACAGCCUGCAGUGACAAACUCAAGCAGCAGUGAGGACGAAGCCGGAAGAAGCCCGAGUACCGUAAUCCGAAGACGAAGGGUUAGGAAGAAUACCACGAGCAUCGUGACGGAGCCUGAAGAGGAGGAGGAGGAGGAAGGGGAGCUGGAGUCAGACCACAGUGAGGAGGAGGAGGAGGAUAAGGAACAGAGGCAGCAGGAGGAACAGACUGAAGUUAGUCCAGAUGAUCUUGAUGUCAGCAUCCAGGGACAGCGCAGCAGCAUCCUCAGCAAGUGUGUCCUGAUCGCCCUCCUCAUCGCCAUCAGCAUGGGCUUUGGUCAUUUCUAUGGUACAGUCCAGAGUCAAGAAAGACAAAAGACUGGAGAGAAAAUCCGAGUGAAUGAUCUUGAUAGUGUGAGAGAUCUGCUUCAGCGACACAUGAGGGAACUACCUUUAACAAAUGAGAAGGGUGACUUUGAUGACCUGGAUGAGCAAAAAGUGAUUUCCCUGCUCACAGAGGUGAUCGAGAAGAUGAAGAAAGAGAACCAGGGGCUCAGCGUCAAACAGGCCCACAUUCAGGCCCAGAGAGAUGACCUGGAAACUUUGCUGAAACAGAAGACUGACGAGAGAACUAAGAUUAUGUCUCAGCAGCAGAGGGUGAUGGCGGAGAAUCAGCUGCUGAAAAGCUCCCUGGAACGUGAAGAGAAGUCCCUGUCUGCCUUACAGGAGGAGCUGCGAAACCUGCGCUCGAAGAUCAGAGAGCGGGAGGCAACGGGGGCUGCUGACUCACCGCUUUCAGAAAACCAGAGGCUGAAAGACCAGUUGGAGGAGGAGAAACGGUUGAUCCGAAGCCAGAGAGAAGACAUGAUUGUUGAAGCACAGACACUGAGGAAGAAGCUGGACAAGGAGAGGAAGGUCACAGACGAGCUGCGGAGAGAGUUAAACCUGCUGAGAAGUCGUAUGUCUGGAGAAAAGGACGGCGGUUCAGGGUCAGAUGAGCUGCAGUCACGACUGAUGGAGCUGGAGAAGAGACUGAGCUUUGAGCAGCAACGCUCCGACCUGUGGGAGAGGCUGUAUGUGGAAACCAAAGAAGACAGAUCCAAGGGAGACACAGAGUCUAAAGUGAAAAAAACCAAGGAGGGCAUGGCAGGUAAAGUUAAAGAGACAUUUGAUGCUGUGAAGAACUCGACCAAGGAGUUCGUCCAUCACCAUAAAGAGCAGAUAAAGAAAGCAAAGGAGGCUGUGAAGGAGAACCUGAGGAAAUUCUCAGAUUCCGUUAAACUGACUUUCAGAAACUUCAAGGACUCAGCUUCAACCUUCGUUAACAAAGCCAGAGGCUUUUAUGAGAAGAGACAUGGAGAGAAGAACAGAAAGGAGUCGUGGCAGCACAGAUACAAGCCUCAUCACAGACACUCGCACAAAUAUGACGAGUCCUUCCAGAGCAAUGACAACACGCGAAAAUCAGGAGACAAAACUCACCAAGAUGAAGGUCCAAACACCCACAAGGCCAACCACAAAGGAUGCUCCGGGGUUUUUGACUGCGCUUACCAGGAGUCCAUGAGUCUCUUCAACAAAGCUAUGCAGCCAAUAAGAGCAGACGAGUUUUACCAGCUGAUGCGGAGCUACCUGCAGCAAGAGGUCGACCACUUCCACCACUGGGAGGAGCUUGAGAUGUUCAUCAACAACUUCUUCCACAAUGGAGUGUUUAUCCACGACCGCAUGCUGUUCACAGACUUUGUCAGUGGCGUGGAGGACUAUCUGUCAGACAUGCACGAGUAUCAUGGCCACGAUGACGAUGUGUUUGAAGAUCUGGAUGACUACAUUUACAGACACUUCUUUGGAGAGGCUUACAGAAAAAGCUACGGCCCGCGUGGGCCAUUUGAGAGACCCGAUGACUUGAAGGAAUCGUCGAGGGCGAAGCAUCACCAGCGAAAGCAGCAGAGAGCCAGAUCUCAAGCUCACGGUGAACGCAAGUGGAGCCGAUCAGGAAAAACCACAGGCAGACACAUAGGUGAUGUCAAAAUAGAACUGGGUCCAAUGCCGUUUGAUCCGAAAUACUAAAAAAAAAAAAAAAACCUUCAGCUGGGUUAAUGUUAUUGUUGCUAAAUUCUAUUUCAGGUUGUAUUUAGAUGCUUUUAUUUGUAAGUUUGCACAAUGUCAAUGUUUUUGCUACUGAAUGUCCUUCAUCUGUUCUGUCUUUAGUGAAGUUGUUGUUUUUAGGUUUGCCUGAAAAUGUGGCAUCGACAUUAUCUUCACGUUAGUAACUCGAGAAGUCUCACUUUAUUUUACAAAUGUAAAAUAUAUUUUUGGCCUCUAGAUGAUUUCCUGCUAAAACAUCACUGACGCACAAAAACAACUUUAGUACUUACAGUAUGUUUAAAAAAAACAAAAAAAAAACAACAUAAGGCACUAUUCAUUGGGAACAUGACUGUUGUGAAAUUUGAACAAACAUGAAACAAAGACUUGCCUCGUUUGGGUGUUUUUGUGUCAAGCCAUGUAGGUGUUUUAAUUUCCUGAUACAAAAAGCUAUUUGCUCGUGUGCUUUCAGAUUUUUUCUCUCAAACAUUCCUCCUCAAGCUGGUUUUAACUGGACCUGAAAGUUUGAUUGACAUUACUGGAAUCAAAUGUCACACCAAAUUUUAUAAAUGACACGGAAAAAAAAAAACACUUUGAGAAUUUAUAUUUGAAAUGAUACUUCAAAAUGACAUUUGAGUUAAAUAUAUUUAUUUCAGUAGCAUGUUGUUCUCUUUCUAAAUAGAAAAGUUUUCCAGUGGUUUUCAGUGCCUUUCAUAAAUAAAGAUGCUUCCUCCAACUCUU
Labrus mixtus (cuckoo wrasse) is the source of this 3539-nucleotide messenger RNA. RefSeq names its product cell cycle progression 1 (gene ccpg1). The coding region runs from base 165 to 2783 and encodes 872 amino acids. The transcript is spliced from 11 exons. Gene Ontology annotation, cellular component: membrane. Lineage: Eukaryota; Metazoa; Chordata; Actinopteri; Labriformes; Labridae. The record is from RefSeq and is a predicted model, not a curated record.